AGGGUCCAUGCGCUUGCGCAGUGCGGGGGUGGAAGGUGGUGGAGCUACCUAGCACGCUUGCGCGGCUGUCAUAGGGCUGCUUGGUUGGUCAGUGGGGAGUCGGCGCCUGCGUACUAAGACCCGUGUGCAGCAGCGGCGGCGGCGCUAGAGGCGGCGGCGGCGGCGGCGGCAGCACAGUAGCGGGUUCGGAGGCAGCAGUUGGGCUCGCGGCGAGCGGACCAGGUCAAGUCAGUGCGUUCGCGCGAGGGCCCGUUGCAGGCAUAUGUUAGUGUUCCCCAGCCUCAUGGGCCUCUGGAGCUCAUCCCUCAGUCUUCAUAUGAAGUGAGACGUCCAGCCAGAUUUUCAAAGCAGGAAAUGCAACUUUAUUUAGUUGGAAUCGAAGCCUCUUAAAAUGGCAGAUGAUUUGGACUUCGAGACAGGAGAUGCAGGGGCCUCAGCCACCUUCCCAAUGCAGUGCUCAGCAUUACGUAAGAAUGGUUUUGUGGUGCUCAAAGGCCGGCCAUGUAAGAUCGUCGAGAUGUCUACUUCGAAGACUGGCAAGCAUGGCCAUGCCAAGGUCCAUCUGGUUGGCAUUGACAUUUUUACUGGGAAGAAAUAUGAAGAUAUCUGCCCGUCAACUCAUAAUAUGGAUGUCCCCAACAUCAAACGGAAUGACUUCCAGCUGAUUGGCAUCCAGGAUGGGUACCUAUCCCUGCUCCAGGACAGUGGGGAGGUACGAGAGGACCUUCGUCUGCCUGAAGGAGACCUUGGCAAGGAGAUUGAGCAGAAGUAUGACUGUGGAGAAGAGAUCCUGAUCACAGUGCUGUCUGCCAUGACAGAGGAGGCAGCUGUUGCAAUCAAGGCCAUGGCAAAAUAACCGGCUUCCAGGGUGGCGGUGGUGGCAGCAGUGAUCCAUGAGCCUACAGAGGCCCCUCCCCCAGCCAGGUUCUGCUCUGGCUGGGCCCUUGGCUGGACUCCUAUUCAAAUUUAUUUGACGUUUUAUUUUGGUUUUCCUCACCCCCUCAAACUGUCGGGGAGACCCUGCCCUUCACCUAGCUCCCUUGGCCAGGAAUGAGGGAGCCAUGGCCUUGGUGAAACUCCCUGCCUCUUCUCUCGCAGCCCUGAUGGGGGAAAGGGAGUUGGGUACUGCUUGUGGUUUAGGUUCCCCUCUCCUUUUUUUCUUUUUAAUUCAAUUUGGAAUCAGAAAGCUGGAUUCUGGUAAAUGGUCUUGUGCCCUUUAUCCUACUCAUCCCCGAUCUGGUCCCCUGUUCUCCAUAGUCCUUCACCCCCAAGCACCACUGUACAGACUGGGGACCAGCCCCUUCCCUGCCUGUGUCUCUUCCCAAACCCCUGUAGGGGUGGUGAGAAGAGGAGGGGGGGAGGGGACACGAUCCCUCCUCAGGCAUCUGGGAAGGCCUUGCCCCCACGGGCUUUACCCUUUCCUGUGGGCUCUCUCCCUGACACAUUUGUUAAAAAUCAAACCUGAAUAAAACUACAAGUUUAAUAUGAA
Messenger RNA from Mus musculus (house mouse), 1489 nucleotides. RefSeq names its product eukaryotic translation initiation factor 5A (gene Eif5a). NCBI's taxonomy places the organism in Eukaryota, Metazoa, Chordata, Mammalia, Rodentia, Muridae. Gene Ontology annotation, cellular component: cytoplasm; endoplasmic reticulum membrane; nucleus. The record is from RefSeq and is a predicted model, not a curated record. The transcript has 8 exons. Gene Ontology annotation, molecular function: translation elongation factor activity; ribosome binding; RNA binding. Gene Ontology annotation, biological process: translational elongation. Bases 392 to 856 code for a protein of 154 amino acids.